Cavia porcellus (domestic guinea pig) is the source of this 1530-nucleotide messenger RNA. RefSeq names its product potassium calcium-activated channel subfamily M regulatory beta subunit 4 (gene Kcnmb4). The transcript has 3 exons. Gene Ontology annotation, cellular component: membrane; voltage-gated potassium channel complex. Gene Ontology annotation, biological process: detection of calcium ion; potassium ion transport. Bases 136 to 768 code for a protein of 210 amino acids. Lineage: Eukaryota; Metazoa; Chordata; Mammalia; Rodentia; Caviidae. Gene Ontology annotation, molecular function: potassium channel regulator activity; calcium-activated potassium channel activity. The record is from RefSeq and is a predicted model, not a curated record.
CGCGCGCGCCCCCUCGCCGCCCACUCCCCUGCUGUCGCGCGGCGGCUGCUCCUCCAGCCCUAGGCGGUCGGGCUGGGCGCCGGGGGCGGAAGGGGGCGGAGGAGCGCGCCCGCCGCCAAGAGAGAGUGGGGGGCGAUGGCGAAGCUCCGGGUGGCUUACGAGUACACGGAAGCCGAGGACAAGAGCAUCCGGCUUGGCUUGUUCCUCAUCAUCUCCGGCGUCGUGUCGCUCUUCAUCUUCGGCUUCUGCUGGCUCAGUCCCGCGCUGCAGGAUCUGCAAGCCACGGCGGCCAACUGCACGGUGCUGUCGGUGCAGCAGAUCGGCGAGGUGUUCGAGUGCACCUUCACCUGUGGCGCCGACUGCAGGGGCACCUCGCAGUACCCCUGCGUGCAGGUCUACGUGAACAACUCGGAGUCCAACUCCAGGGCGCUGCUGCACAGCGACGAGCACCAGCUCCUCACCAACCCCAAGUGUUCCUAUAUCCCUCCUUGCAAGAGAGAAAAUCAGAAGAACUUGGAAAAUGUCAUGAAUUGGCAACAGUACUGGAAAGAUGAAAUUGGCUCCCAACCAUUUACUUGCUAUUUCAAUCAAUAUCAAAGACCAGAUGAUGUGCUCCUGCAACGCACACAUGAUGAGAUCGUCCUUCUGCAUUGCUUCCUCUGGCCUUUGGUGACAUUUGUGGUGGGUGUUCUCAUUGUGGUCCUGACCAUCUGUGCCAAGAGCCUGGCGGUGAAAGCAGAAUCCAUGAAGAAGCGCAAGUUCUCUUAAAGGGGAGCAGGCUUAUGGGAACAAAGCACAGAAGCUGCCCGUGUGGGCACACGCGCACCUGCAGAGCUCGCAUUUCCUGGCGCAGGAGAUGGAACGGGCCAUGACAGGUCUCCGAGAGGUUCCUGUCUCAGUGGCAGCAGAAACAGGCACAAUUGGAAGACUUGGAACCUCGUAGCUUAUGUUCCAUGUGUCAUAGUGAUGGCUAAUGGUCAAGCCUUAGCUGUAUGGAGUGACUGUUCCAAAAAACCCUAUAAGAAGUUGAUUUUCUUUGGAAAGUGACAGUAUAUUACUUGUAUAGUGUAGUAUACAAACCAUUAUGAUUUCUGCUACUUAAAAAUAUUAAACUAGAGUGGUCUGUGUUCUUUUCUAUUUCCUUUUUUAUGCUUAGAACACUAAGGAUUUAAAAAAAACAAGAUUUUUUGUUUCUUAUUUGACUGUAGAUUUAACUUUUACUUAACAGUGGAAUUCCAACAGAACUCUUGACCUUACUGCAUAACCUCCGAUUUUCACGAUUAAAGAGUAUCUUUUGAUGCCUGCUCGAGCAAAGGUAACUCAGUCUCCACUCCUUUCUCUUUCUCUCUAGGGUCGGGAAAACAUUCUCUAUCCUCUGACUUUGCCUCACUAGUAUUGUUCACAGGAUUCCUUCUUUGGAGAGAAGGAUUCUGAAGAAGGCCUGUCCAAUCUCUGAGAGCACAGAGGUCCUGUACUUGUGCUAUUUUUGAUGGAUUUUUAUCUUGGUGCAAUAAAAUACACAUAAUAUGA